AAGCGGGGGUGUGCGCAGGGCCCCUGCAUGUGCUUGCGAGGACCGCGCCCGCUCAAGACACAGAAGGGGCCGUGCUGUCUUCCAGAACCAAAAAGCAGGGUAACAUAGGAGAAACCAUGCUGGACACACAAGAAGCAGAAGAGGAUAAACAAAAUGUUUUGGUCGCGAAGAUCGAUAAUGUGAAGAAUGUUUCCCAGCUUUUGAAGGCUGUGCAUUUUAGGGAGAGUGCAAUGGUUGUUGUGACAUCGGAUGGGCUGAAGGUUACUGUGGAAGACAGUAAAUGUGUCCAGGCCAAUGCAUUCAUCCAAGCAGAUAUGUUCCAGCAAUUUGUGCUGAGUGAAGAGACAUUAUCAUUCAAGAUAAAUCUUUCAGUCCUGUUGGAUUGCUUGAACAUUUUUGGUUCAGGCAGUACUGCAGGUGCCACCACUGCCCUGAAGAUGUGUUAUGCUGGUGAAGGCCAUCCACUGGUGAUAGUAUUAGAAGAAAGUGGCGUCCUCACAGAUUGCUCUAUCAAGACGCAACUGCCAGAAGACAUCAUGGAGUUCAGCUUCAACAGCUCAGAUGUGGUCAACAAAGCGAUUGUCAAGUCCGACUGUCUACGGGAGGCGCUGGCUGAGAUGGACGUCGACUGUGACGUCAUGGAGCUGGUGUUCUGUCCGAGCCCGCCCCGGUUGCAGCUCUCCGCCGUCGGCGCUGGCAUGGAGACCAAGGUGGAGAUCGGCGGCGACAGCGAGCUGGUGGAGCUGUUCCAGUGUCCGCGCACCUCCAGCAGCCGCUACCGGCUCGCCAUGAUGAAGCUGUCCGGCAAGCCGCUCGCCCAGUCGCAGAAGGUGUCGCUGCGCACGGACGCGCGCGGCUUCCUCUGCCUACAGUACAUGAUCAAGACGGACGACGGGCACAUCUGCUUCGUCGAGUUCUUUUGUUCACCAGAGGAGGAAUGAGGAUCUCCUGUGUUCGCCAGAAGAUUGAGGGUCUUCUGUGUCCAUGGCGAACUCAUCAACGCUUGUCAUUGUUAUAUCACGCCCAUCAUCAGUGCUUACAUGCUCUUCAGUGGCUGGUGUUAGGUGUUUUUAUAAUACAGUAAUUAUAAUAUAUAUU
This is a messenger RNA of Pollicipes pollicipes, 1098 nucleotides long. Its product is annotated as cell cycle checkpoint protein RAD1. Bases 117 to 941 code for a protein of 274 amino acids. NCBI's taxonomy places the organism in Eukaryota, Metazoa, Arthropoda, Thecostraca, Pollicipedomorpha, Pollicipedidae. Gene Ontology annotation, cellular component: checkpoint clamp complex; nucleus. The transcript has 7 exons. The record is from RefSeq and is a predicted model, not a curated record. Gene Ontology annotation, biological process: DNA damage checkpoint signaling; DNA repair.